AUGUGCAUCGUCGAUGACGUGAUUCUCUUUGUUGUGUCUCCGUCUGAAGCCGCCGUGGAAGCCGUGACUCAGGAGUUGUUCAGCUGUCCCACUCCGGGCUGCGAUGGCAGCGGUCACGUCAGCGGGAAGUACGCCCGACACCGCAGCGUCUACGGCUGCCCGCUCGCCAAGAAGAGGAAGGCUCUGGAGAAACAACCGCCGGAGCCGGCCAACAAGAGGAGGCCCUCCGGCGCCGCGGGGGAGGGGCCGCCGGAGGCCGCCGCCCACAACCGCUACGGGAACGGAGCCGCCGCGAAGGUGGCGGCGGGAGGGAAGGAGCGAGGGGAGGUAGCGGAGGAGGACGAGGAGGAGGACGAGGAGACGGAGAGGGAAGGCGACGAAGAUGGGGACGUGGAGGACGAGUUCUCGGAGGACGACGAGGAGCAGGGGGAGGAGGAGGAGGAGGAGGAGCGAACGGGCGCGACAAUGAAAAGACGGCGGGUGGAGGAAGAGGAGGAGGAGGAGGAGGACGAGGAGGAGGGGAUGUAUGAGGAGGAGGAAGAAGUGGAGGAUGGUGACGACGAGGAGGACGAUGAGGAUGACGAAGAGGAGGAGCAGCAUCGUCAGCGUGUCGAGAUUCACUACAAACCCGGCGGACAAUCGAAGCUCCUUCCGAUCCAGAAGGACAACAACAACAACAACAACCACGCCCACGGCGCCAUCGGCGUGGGCGUCGCCGGAGAGGACUGCGAGAACUACGACGAGCUGGUCGCCAAGUCGCUGCUCAACCUGGGGAAGAUCGCCGACGACGCCGCCUACCAGGCCAUGACCGAGUCCGAGAUGAACAGCAACUCGUCCAACAGCGGCGGCGAGGACGAGGACGAGGAUGACGAGGAGUACGGCGGCGGCGGGCGCCGCGGACGCCGGAAGGGCGGGCUGAGCGUGGACCUGGACAGCGACGUGGUCCGCGAGACGGUGGACUCCCUGAAGCUCCUGGCGCAGGGACACGGCGCCAUGCUGCCCGAGGACGGCUACCCGGAGGGCGCCAUGCUGGACGACAUCGCCCACGCCAACGGGCGGGCCGGCGGGGGGGGGAGGGGCCGGGCGGGGGAGAGCGAGGAGGAGGUGUGCCUCAGCAGCCUGGAGUGCCUGAGGAACCAGUGCUUCGAUCUGGCUCGCAAACUCAGCGAGACGCAGGCGUGCGACCACCCGGCGCUCCACGCGCUGCACCACCAGCUGCAGAUGCCAACGGACCACCAGGGGGCGCACCACCUCAACAGGUACGGCACAUCAAAGGCAUGACCCGUAUGAGCAGAACGACCCAAUGGACCGCCUUCCCCGCUCUGCCUCAGGUACGACAGCUGCCAGCAGAGCGCCCAGGAGGAGCAGCGCUCUCUGGAGCGCAGCUACUCCGACAUGGUGAACCUGAUGAAGCUGGAGGAGCAGCUGAGCCCGGCGGCGUCGCGGGGCUACCCCACCAGCUGCAGCCAGGAGGGCGACGAGGACACCACGUCGGUGGCGUCCGACCGCUCGGACGAGACCUUCGACAUGGCCAAGGGGAACCUGUCGCUGCUGGAGAAGGCCAUCGCCAUGGAGUCGGAGAGGGCCAAGGUCACGAGGGACCGCGUGGCCCCGGAGCACCCGCCGCCCCGCCGGGACAACCACCACCACCACCACCGGGGCCACGGCGAGCACGGCUCCCGGCUGAGCUGCGCCGGCGAGGAGCGCAAGUCCAGGAUGCACCACGACGGGCUGAAGAGGGCGUACUACCCCAAAGACUCGUCCCGGGGGGAGAAGAAGGAGAGCAAGUGUCCGACGCCGGGCUGCGACCAGCCGCGUCACGGGGUCUGUUGUACCAGCCACCGGCAGCGUGCCGGGGGCCCCCUGGCUGACCGGGUCCCGCCUGAGAACAGACCCGGACUAAAGAGGACUAACGAGAACUAA
Molecule: messenger RNA, 1923 nt
Organism: Pseudoliparis swirei
Lineage: Eukaryota; Metazoa; Chordata; Actinopteri; Perciformes; Liparidae
Product: myelin transcription factor 1-like protein
Exons: 8
Biological process (GO): regulation of transcription by RNA polymerase II
Cellular component (GO): nucleus
Molecular function (GO): DNA-binding transcription factor activity, RNA polymerase II-specific; zinc ion binding; RNA polymerase II cis-regulatory region sequence-specific DNA binding
Source: RefSeq, a predicted model, not a curated record